Antechinus flavipes (yellow-footed antechinus) is the source of this 8415-nucleotide messenger RNA. It is a transcript of the gene DCP2, whose product is annotated as decapping mRNA 2. Bases 97 to 1368 code for a protein of 423 amino acids. Gene Ontology annotation, biological process: deadenylation-dependent decapping of nuclear-transcribed mRNA; nuclear-transcribed mRNA catabolic process, nonsense-mediated decay. Gene Ontology annotation, cellular component: cytoplasm; P-body. The record is from RefSeq and is a predicted model, not a curated record. NCBI's taxonomy places the organism in Eukaryota, Metazoa, Chordata, Mammalia, Dasyuromorphia, Dasyuridae. The transcript has 11 exons. Gene Ontology annotation, molecular function: 5'-(N(7)-methylguanosine 5'-triphospho)-[mRNA] hydrolase activity; RNA binding; manganese ion binding.
UGUGUGUGUUCGCGUGUUCGCGCGCGUGCGCGGGUGCAUUACCCUUCGUCCCCCCGGCGCGGCCGGGAUGCUCUGCUCCUGCUGUUGGUGCUCAUCAUGGAGACCAAACGAGUCGAGAUUCCUGGCAGCGUACUGGACGACCUCUGCAGCCGAUUUAUUUUGCAUAUCCCCAGCGAGGAAAGAGACAACGCUAUACGAGUAUGUUUUCAGAUUGAACUUGCCCAUUGGUUUUAUUUGGAUUUCUACAUGCAGAACACACCAGGAUUACCUCAGUGUGGGAUAAGAGACUUUGCUAAAGCUGUCUUCAGUCAUUGUCCUUUUUUACUGCCUCAAGGUGAAGAUGUGCAAAAAGUUUUAGAUGAAUGGAAGGAAUAUAAAAUGGGAGUACCAACAUAUGGUGCAAUUAUUCUUGACGAAACACUUGAAAAUGUAUUAUUGGUUCAAGGUUAUCUAGCAAAAUCAGGCUGGGGAUUUCCAAAGGGAAAAGUAAAUAAAGAAGAAGCUCCACAUGACUGUGCUGCAAGAGAGGUCUUUGAAGAAACUGGUUUUGAUAUCAGAGACUAUAUUUGUAAAGAUGAUUAUAUUGAACUGAGAAUCAAUGACCAACUAGCUCGUUUGUACAUCAUCCCAGGAAUUCCAAAGGAUACAAAAUUCAACCCAAAAACCAGAAGAGAGAUUCGGAAUAUUGAUUGGUUCUCAAUUGAAAAAUUGCCCUGCCAUAGAAAUGACAUGACCCCAAAGUCGAAACUUGGUUUGGCACCUAAUAAGUUCUUCAUGGCCAUUCCAUUUAUCAGACCACUAAGGGACUGGAUUUCUCGACGGUUUGGGGAUUCCUCAGACAGUGAUAAUGGAUUUUCCUUAACUAGUGGGACAUCAGCUAAAUCUAGUGUGGAGAAAAUGAGUAGAUCUAAAUUUCGCUACAACCAGCAGUUGUUUCCAGAUAAUUCUCCAAGUGACCAGUGGGUGAAACACAGGCAAUCACAGCAACAGAAGCCAUUUAGUAAUCAUUCUGACAUAUCUGAUCUUUUAAAAACAAAGCAGAAUCAGAAUAUGAGAGGAAAUGGCAGAAGACAGUAUCAAGACUCCCCUAACCAAAAGAAGAGAACAAAUAUAGUUCACAAUCAGCAGCCUAAGCAGCAGAACCACACAUUGAAAUGUGAAAAGAAACUUCAUAUAAGGAAACUUCAGGAUAAUUUUGAAACAGAUGCAGUAUAUGAUUUUUCUUGCUCCAGUGAAGACCAGCUACUAGAUCAGGUGGAAGAGCAUUCUAUAGCAUGUAAUGGACACUGCAAGUUCAUGUUUUCAUCAAGAGCUUUUUUGAGCUUCAAGUUUGACCACAAUGCCAUAAUGAAGAACUUUGACCUUUGAGAGAGAGAAGUGUUUAGGAAGUCCCAGGAUCAGAGAUCUAUUGUCAUUGAGUGCUUGUCUAAUUAAGCCUUAUCUUUCUCAGGUGACAAAAAAAUACAGGAAGGCAAUGGUGUUCCUGAAGAGAUUACUCUUUGCAAAAGAAUGGUGUGAAAAUUACUUGCAUUGUAAAUGCAGUAUAACUUUUAUACAUAAAUUUAUCUUUUCAGUGUUCUGCUCUAUAGCUCAGCAUUUUGGUUUUGAGUGUACUUUCUGUGUGGCUGAAGUAUUUUGUGUUCUGGGUUAAAAAAUAUAAUUAAUAUUUUACUAACAUCUUAGAAAAGUUUUAUGUCUAGGCAGAUGGCAGAAUUGGAAAGGAAUAUACCCCCUUUUCUUUUUGGAGUGGGGGGACUGCAAGAGAAUUAUAUAGACUCUGCCUACUAAUUACUGAUUUUUGAUUAUGAUUGCUGAAGUGACAUCAAAUUCAACAUCUCAUCUGCUUUGGAGGCAUUUCAUAAAACUUUUCUGCUUCCAAGUUCUUGGGCUGUUGAAAGCCUUUUAAAGUAUUUGUGAUGAGACAUUAUUGGAGCCUGAUAUCCAUGCUUAUAUUUAACUCCUGGCUCCUUUUUCUCAAAUCUUUAUAAUGUACUUCUUUGAGAUUUUAUACUUAGAAAAUAUAAGUUGCAUAGUUCGGUCCAGUUUUCUCUUCCCUUAAAGACAAAAUAAUUUUUACUGAAGAGAAAAGAAUUGGAUUUGUGAAGAAUAGCAGUGCUAAAAAUUUAACUUCUCUGCUGCAUGUAUGAUGAACCCUGUGAGGCUUAUGGAGUGAGAAUUGAAGGCCUGUACACAGGUGCUGUUUUUGUCUCAUCCUCAUUUUAACUCUUAUUUAGUAUGUACUUUAGUUUUUUUCUUUGCUAUGAUUUUUUCCCCUAAAAUAUAAUAUGUAUAUGUACAAAACCAAUAUUAUUGAAUUUUAUGUAAGGAUCACAUCUCAGAGUGGCUGUAUAGAAAUUGACAUUCUAUUUUCUAAUGGUAGUAGUGUGAUCUAGAGUUACAAAAUUAGACAUGCUCUAGCCCCUGGAUAAUGGAAUGAGAGAAGAGAAGGUAUCUGUUUCAUUUUUGCCUCCAUGUAUGGUUAGGAAAUAAAAAAAAACUAAUAUUUUGUAAUUUCAUCUCAUUCUUUUAGGAAUGUUACUUCAGGAUUAAUGAAUCAUGUCUAAGUAGAUAAUAUGCAUUUGUAGUGAAAAUUUGACUUUAAUUAAGGACAAUCACUAGGGAUGAAGGUGCUUUAAUAUUUUGUGUCUGACCUCAAGUAUGACAUUUGUGUAAGAUGGGUAAAGAAAGGAGAAGGAAUACUUGGGUAUAUGAGUACCCAUGUUUAUUCAUACCUUUGUUUGCUUUUUAAAACAUAUUAUGUGUGGUAUCCACAGUCCCUACUGCCAAAUCUUAUUAUAGGUACCUUUAAUUCUAGAUAGCUAGCCCAUUUAAAAGGAACUCAAUUUAACCAGUAGAAUUUAAGAUAGGAGCUAUUUUAAUAAUCAUGCAUUGGCUUUUAAAUGGGAAAUUUCUAUUUAUUGAGUAAAGUUUUUGACCUCUUUGAUACUGGGCAGGUAGGUGUUCAUUAACAUUAGUAUAUCUAGUAUUAAGAACUCUAGAAGUCUGUAUCUUUUAAUGUGACAAACUUGUGAACUUCCACAAUUUUUAUUUAUUUUUUUAUGCUUUAGAUGAAUGUGAUUGGAAAACUUUUCUGUUACUUUCUUAGAAUAUUGCUUCUUUGCUUGGGUCUUCCUGAGCCAUAUUGUAUAGUUAGUGAGCAAUAUAUGAGCAAUAAGAGAAGAAAACCUUGGUUUGCCCAAAAGGAAUUUUUUUCAUUGUAAUUCAGAAGCCAUUUUUAUUUUUAAAAGUUUUUUUAAUGCCUUGGUCAGUAUUCCUGGUGCCCUGGCACCAUUGUAUUUCCCAAUCAGAAUAUUAAAGCAAAACAGAUCAGCAUUGACCAGAAAUGGAUCCUCCCUUAUUCAUCUAGUUAACAAACAUCUUCAAAAGCUAAAUGUCCUUUUUUAAUAAUAAGUACUUGUGCGCUUUAAUUUUUGAUGUACUAUGAAAACUAUGUAUUAAGGAUGGUAUAAUUAGGAUAGGAUUAUGUUCAUUUCAAUCUUAUAGCUUUAACUAGCUACAAAAUAGUUUGGGAUUAACAUACAUAAAUUAAAACUUACUUCCUUGCACUCUAGGUUAAUCAGGUUUUCAGAGGUGAAAAUGUCCUGAGAAAGGCCAAAUUUAGCACAAAAACUGGAUUUCUUCUUAAUUUAGAGGAAAAUCCAAUAAAAUGUAUGCUAAAGAGAUAAUUAUUUACUUCUUUAUAAGUGUGUUGGAUUUCAGGAAGUUGAAAAAUACUGUUACUGGCUUCAUUUUUAAAAAUGCCUCUGUGAGGCAUUCUCUUUUUGAAUAUUAAAUAUUAUUAGCCUUAUGUGUUCUGAGGUACAAUGCACUGAGAAUAUUUUGCAUUUCAAAAAAAAAUUUUGUAGGUACUUUUAAUAUGUAAUUUUUAUGAUUUGAAGAUUUUAGGUUAAGUAUUUUAUAUUUAAAGUGUAUUCCAAAAUGCAGGAGUACCAUUUUCAUGUUUUGCUGCAAGCCUAUAUGUGAAGACAUGCCAGAUGAGUGAUUUCUCAAAUGAAGACAUACUUCUCUGAGAGAUAGGUAUUUGAGCAGGUGUGAGUGUCUAAUAGAACUAACUGUGAAUAAAUAAGUCCUUAGAGAAAUUUAAAGUUGUGUGAAAACUAAGAGGGUUGAGUUUUUUUUUUAAUUUUUAAAUACUUCUGCUUCAUUCUGUAUUAAUAAAUGAAUUGUGAUGAUCACUUAUUUAUUUGAGCCUUUGCAAACAAAGGCUUUUACUUUUCUACUAAAUAACACAUAAAUAGUUGAUUUCAAAUGAUGAAAAUCUGUAGCAAAAGCCAUUUUAUUUGACAGUGUUGGUAAAGCAUUUUUUAAAAAAGGUUUCAGUAAUUUAUAAAUUUGAAUAUUGGUACUUGGAAUCAUAAAGAUUAAAGAGUCCUGUUUAAUUCAGCAUGUUAUGGUUUGAAUAAUUUCUUGAAGGGUUCUAGUCUUCAGUGUGUAGUAUAUGUUAAAAAUCAUUUUAUUUUCUCCUUUUCCUUUUUGCCUUCCGUCAAGUAAACCCUAUCCAAUCCUAGACUUCCUAGCUCAUUACUGUUACUUAAGUACUGCUUAUUUAGCUCAAAUCACUUUUACAAUAUGAUUAUAUAGUAUGAAUUUAAAUUUGGAAAGAAUGGUUAACAAUUGUCAUGGGUUUAAGCCUAUAAGGUGAGAAGACCAUACUUCAUAGACUAGUUUUAGUGGAAGGAAUAGUUUGCUAAUGAGCAUUAAGAAAGGAAUUUAAGAAGGUACGUUUAUUCUUAUAACCAUUAUGGUUUUAUUUGAUAGGGGGAAAAUUAGUGCUUGAAAGUCUAUAUUUAAGCUAGAUAAUAGUUUAUUUUCCCCUUUAAAUACUAGUUUAUUGAAUAUGAUGGUAAAGCAUAUGACCAAUGCCAUGCUUUCUCCAGCUCUGAAUAAAAUUAAUUAGUAUUUACUAUGAUUGCCAUGUAAUUCAGUCUCCAAAUGAAUCUAAUGGAAGGCAUUUUUUCCCCCCUUUUAAAGACUACCACAGUGUUUGGGACUUAGUUUCUUUCUCUGCUGAUACUGGACCACUUGAGCCAAACUGAAAUAACUAGAAAUAAAAAUUAAGGUGAGCUUUUAAUAAUUGUGUUAUACUUCAUAAACAAAAAUAAUAAUAGGUAGUUAAGUGCUUUGAUAGUAAUAGAUGUGUUUGCUGAACUAUACUCCCUUUCACUCAUUUUUCCUUUCAGCAUAGGGCAUUUGUGAACUAGCAGACAGUAGGAUUUUUAUUUGUGAUCCUAAUUUAGUAGUCAUAUGUUUUGUGCUAAUUAAAGACAUACUUAGAUUUUUAAUAUGCUGCUGUCCUUUGUGUCUAAUAUGCCAUAUUCACUAUCUUUUCUAGUGGUAUUAAUUCCUUUGAACUAAUAUGAUCACACUCAUUCUGUUCCCCUUUAGAACUAAUUUCAUGAUUUUAAAACAUGAUUAAACAGAAGUGUAAUUAAUAGGUACUGUGUAAGCAAAGCAAAUUGGCUCAACAUGGGAAUUGAACUUAUUUUAACCUUCAUUUGAGUUGAUUGGCAUUUUACAGCCUAUGUAAAUAUGAGCAAAAAAAUUCUGGGAUAAAGUUAAAAUUCAAUAGUUAAAUCUACAUAUUAUAAAGAAAAGUCUCUAAAAUAAGACUAUUAAAAGGAUACAUUGCAUUCUUAUAUCAGUUAUAGUUAGCUCAGUGAAUGAACCUCUAAUUAGAAUUGUGGAGGAAAAAAUGUUGUGUAAGGCUGAUUUGGGUGAAAAAGCUGUAUAGCACCUUAGGUUACUUUUUUUUCAAUGGAAGAAUCAAGUCUUGAAUGUAUAUAUACAAGUUGGUUUUUUUUUAAGGUGAGUAAGGAGUUAAGUACAAGAAAAUUCUUGUGUUAUUUUGGUAAACCAUAUAUUCAGUGGGAAGGUAUAGUUAAGAGAACUCUGUAUUCCAGUCAUUUGUUUAUAGACCUCCUAUACCACCUCCACCUUUAAGUUAAUAAACAUAGUAUUGAUCAUUCCCCUAGAAGAACAAGGUGAAAGCCGCAAAUUUCCAGCCAUAAAGAUUUCUGGAUCCUUUUAAAUUCAGUAUGUUGUGAUUUGGAUAAUCUCUAGAAGAGCUUUAGUGUGAAUAUACAUUAAGAACAUCUUCCUCCCCUCAAGAAAUAAAAUAAAACACGACUCAAAUUUGAGUGGUAUAGAAAAAUUAUAGAAUGUUGUGUUGUCUUCUGAGCUUUCUCACUGUAGUCCUCUCUUCAUAUCUUUGUGGUAUACCUGCAGGGAAUUAACUAUUUUACCUUGCAAGAAAUGUACUCACGUACAAAAAAAUGUACAUGUCUCUUCCUUUCAGAAAACCCAGGUAAUAUUUUCCACAAAUUUGGGGUAGUAUAUUUGUAGUAAAAGAAUUUAAUAAUUUUAUUAAUUUUUUUAAAGCAUUGUACAUAUUAGGCUCUAACAACAGUGUAAACUGUAGUAUAAAAACUCAGUGCACACCCAUCUGCACUAAUAUUCCUUCCUUAUGCUUGGAGAAAGCAGAUGUCAAACUUGCUGAAUGGUUGAUUAUACUGUUUAUAGCACCCAACUUUUAUGGUUUUACAUUGAUUUUGAUGAUGGAAAGCAGUUUCAAGGUUCUUACAUGAAAAUGAAAUUUUAAAAACUGUCAAUUUGGUCUAUUUAUGUAUAAUAUGUGAAUUAUACAGUACAGUUCAUGUACUGUUUGUAUGCAUUGAUGGGAAAAACACAAAAAAAAUGCUUAUAUUUCCUUUUUGUGCAUUCUACUACUUUUCAAGCAAUCUGGUUUUGCUGAGCCACAUUGAAAACUGUUGCCUUUAACAUUUAUUUUAUGCUUAUCAUCUGUACCAGAAUAAGCUUCUUAUUGCACAUGUUCAGAGAACAGUUUUGCAUUUAGUGUUUUGCUGACUUUAGAUUAAAACCUGAGAAGAAAACAAAGGGACCUUCGUGUGCCAGCUCUCAAAAGCUGUGAAACACCACACUUGUUUGACCCAAAAAACAGUGGCUAGUAGCAGAAAGAAAAUAUGCAAAAAAAAAAUGAACUCAGACCAUUUGUGAUUCUGUUGUAAAGGAUAAAAUUUAUAAGUUUAAGAAAACUGAUGUUAGUUAUAUAAAGUCUAGGCUCAGUCUGGAUCCCUCCUAUAAAAAGUUAUCCUUUUUUUUUGUUUUUGUUUGUUUUGGGUUUUUUUGUUGUUGUUAUCCUUUUUUUUAAAGACAUUAAGAUAAAUCUUUUCGGAUGGGGGCAAAUGAAACCCUUUUAUGAUCAGUGGAAGUUCUUUUUAUCUCUAAAACAUAUUAAAAUUACAGGUUGGUUUAUAAGAGAAAUUGAAGUUGUGUUGCUAUGGUAAUAUGGUACUCUGUUUAUGAGAAAACAUUUUUUCUCUGUUCCCCAAAUACAUGGGCAUAGCUCAGUUUACAAUUUUUAAAAAAGGACUGAUAGUGUUGAAGCACAACUGUGUUCAGUGAAGCACUUCCCUUUAAAUGGCAAUUGAAAGAAAAUAUUAGUGACUAAAGGAGUUAAUAAAUACAGACUACUAAUCAUGUAUAGAAUCAUUAAGGAAGUAAACUGACUCUUUUUAAGGAAGAGUAAUGCAAGUUUAUAAAUUUCUUUAUUUUCUAAUAACAAUUUGGCUUAUAACAAAUAAUUCUUUUUUUCCAAUUAGAUUAUACCAGGGAUAUUUUUUUUUAAACUGCUUUCUAGGAUAAGAUCCUUGAAGAUGUAUGACAGAACAUUUAAAUUAAUCUAUCCAAGCAGUAAUCAAAUUCUUCUAUAUUUUUUAUUUGUUAAUAUAUAAUAUAUAUAUUAUGUAUAUAAUAUAUAAUGACCCAACAACACACAGACACCAAAAAAGAAACCAGUGAAACCAGUCAGUUUCAACUUAGAGAGAGGCUAAUGCUGACUAGAAAGUUUGUUAUCACAUUUAAUCUUCAUAAGUGGUUGAGUAUUAGAUAGUCCUUAAGUUCUUAUGAUUGAAUUACACCUGUGGGAUUUCUUCUUUUCCCAAAUCGUAAUGAAAUUCACUUGUUCUGUGGGAAAAGGACUAAGUAUUGCUAAAAUUGAGUAGAAAUCUCUCAAAGAUUUGUAAGUAAUUGUGUUAGUGAAAUAAGGAUAUUUAACUAUUUCUACGUUAUGAGACUUAUUAGAGUCCUAAAGACCACCAACAAACAGCAAAGGCAUGUGUUGUUAGUAUUAAGUUAUGUUUAUUUCCUUUUUUUUAUGUAAAAGUAUCAAUUCAGAAUUAAAACAUUUUCAUAUUUUGCUUAAUGUUUAAUCAUAUUUUGGGGGUUUUUUUGUACUUUAAAACAUUUAUUUCUGAUGAGUAUUCAAAUAUUACUUUUUUCUGUAGAAUCAUUAUUGGGUAAAUUUUCUGUAUUCUUGGAGAGAAUGCAUUAUUGUUUGCAUUGUGUGAUAAAUCAAUAAAGUUUUUAGCUCUGGCA